Alosa alosa (allis shad) is the source of this 693-nucleotide messenger RNA. Its product is annotated as cerebellin-1-like. NCBI's taxonomy places the organism in Eukaryota, Metazoa, Chordata, Actinopteri, Clupeiformes, Clupeidae. Gene Ontology annotation, molecular function: protein binding. Bases 1 to 693 code for a protein of 230 amino acids. The transcript is spliced from 5 exons. The record is from RefSeq and is a predicted model, not a curated record.
AUGGACUCCCCCAAAAUCAACACUCAAGACUCGGUGCUGGAUGUCCUUGGUGAGCAGAUUAGCUCCACAAAGAGUCAGCUGCAAGCACAGGCAGCCACGGUACAGGACCUGAAGGAUGGAGUGGACAAGCUAAGGGAACAAAACAAAGCCCAGGACAUUGUGCUGGAUGUUCUCGAAAACAGGUCAAACUCCACCGAUGUCCAAAUCAGUGAAAUUCUGUCCGAAAUGGUGGAUCUGAAUACUGUGAUAGACAAGCUAAAGGAAAAUGGAGACGUGCCAAAGGUGGCCUUUUCUGCAGCUCUGGGGAUAAAUGGGAAACUAGGCCCAUUCAAUAGCCCGUACACCAUCAAUGAAAUCGUCUACAAGAAAGUCCUUGCAAACAUUGGCAAUGCUUACAAUCCAUCAACAGGUGUCUUCACUGCCCCUGUGAGAGGAGUCUAUUUCUUCAGGUUCACUGUCGGCACAGAGACCUCUUCAUACAGCAGCGGUGCCAUUCUGUACAAGAACGUAGAGCAGGUGAUCAACAUCUUCACCCACGACAAGAACGGGCAGCUUCGCCACUACUCCAGCGGAGCAGUUCUUCAGCUGGAGAAGGGCGACACAAUCUACCUUAGCUUGGAGAACAACUACCAGCUCUAUGACGAUGCACACAAUCACAAUACUUUUGGAGGCUUCCUACUUUUCCCAAUGUGA